ACCCCGCGUCGCCUGUAGAUCCUAGUGCUCCAGUGAAUCCGAGUGCUCCAGUUGGCCCCAAAGCACCAGUAGACCAGGCGUCGCCUCUGCCAGUCGGUCCAAAUGGAACUGUUCACCCUAAGCCACCAAUUGAUUCAAAUGCGCCAGUGAAUGGCAUUGUUGGGGCGCCUACACCCGCUAUAAGCUCGAGUAGGCCAGUUGUUCCAGACACACCAGUCAAUCCCAAUUCACAAGCGCAUGCCAACAGGCCAUUUAAUCCCAAUGCUUCAGUCGGCCCCAGCGCUCCAUUUAAUCCCAAUGCCCCAGUUUCUUCGAACGCACCAGUCCAUUCACAUGUAAAAAAUAUUCCAAUGCUUCCGAGGUUACCUGAACAUGCUGACCGUUCCGUUUGGUCACAUUUUGCCGCUCAUAAUUAUGCUGAUAACUCCAGUGGUAGAAGAGAUGAAAGUUGGUGGCGACGUGUUUUCGCUAAUUUACCAGGCCAUGCCAAUCUACCAAAAGGAGGAAACGAAAGACAUAAUGGAUGGCAGCUCUUGCCCAACCGCCAAGUGCAACCUGUUCGGCCUGGUUGGCCUGUGUGGCCUGCCAAAUCUCACCCGCCAAACCAGGAGUCAGGAGAUAGCCAGUCCACUGAAUUAGGCUCUGACAAAAAUUUGUCGAAAGCAGGCGAAUCCAUGGAAGAAAAGCCCAAGUCCAAUAGUAGAGGAAUAAAAUCAAAGGACAACAAAGUUCCUAAGGAACAAAAAGAGGAGAGUUCGGGCGAAAACAAAUCAAUAAGUACCAAAAUAGAAUCAGAGGACAGCAAGGAUUCAAAGGAAAAAAAUGAGCAGACUUCGACGGAAAAGAAAUCGGAGAAGGGCAAAAAAGAUUUAGAGGAGAGUAAAGAUUCUGAAGAUGUAAAGGAAAAGUCCGAUAGCAACCAAGAUGAGGAAAACGACGAUAGCAACUCCAAAGAGCAAAAGGAACUAAUUAAAAAAGUCUUGAAGAAGCUUAAGGACAACAAAUGUGACGAAGAUGACAUUUACCCAGAUCCCAGAGAUUGUAACAAGUUCUAUCUAUGUGUCGAAAAGUCGGAUAAGACUAAGCUCACGCAUCUACGGUGCGAUAGUGAGGAACGGUUUGACUCCGAAAAGCUGAAAUGUGUAAAUAAGCAUAAGGCAAAGUGCUUGACUAAGCAAGAAUUUAUCGAAGAGUUUGCGUGA
This is a messenger RNA of Rhagoletis zephyria (snowberry fruit fly), 1202 nucleotides long. RefSeq names its product sporozoite surface protein 2-like. Gene Ontology annotation, molecular function: chitin binding. Gene Ontology annotation, cellular component: extracellular region. The record is from RefSeq and is a predicted model, not a curated record. NCBI's taxonomy places the organism in Eukaryota, Metazoa, Arthropoda, Insecta, Diptera, Tephritidae.